AUGCCAUCAAUAGAAAAGGAUACGCCGAUAGGUAGCCCGAGUGAUCCUCCACUCCCCUCACCUUCCCAGCUCGAAAUGCCUUCCUCUGCUCCCAUCGAAGCGCAUACAGCUUCAGGACCAUCGUUGAUCAUUGCGACCGAACAUGACCCGCAUACCAGGUCACUCGUCUUCAAGCGUCUACGCAAGGUCCUGCCGUUACCAUCACCGUUCAUGGCCAAUUGCAUGUUAGCCACACUCUUCUGGGUCAUGAUUCUCGCUGGAUGGAACGACGCAAGUCAAGGACCACUCCUCCCCUCACUUCAAGACUACUACAACGUCAACUACCUUGUCAUCUCCAUCAUCUGGAUCGGAAACUUUACAGGAUUCAUGACGAGUGGUAUAUCGAAUGUCUUUCUCACAGACCGAUUCGGAUUCGGGAUCGUCGCUCCGUUCGGUUCAGCCAUGCAAGGUGUCGCCUAUAUCCUCAUGGCAACAGGUGGACCAUACCCUUUGUUCGUAGUGGCCUACGUGAUCAACGGAUUCGGUCUUGGUCUCCAGGACGCACAAUGCAACUCGCUAGUGUCGAGAUUGGACAAUGCAAAUACGAAAAUGUUCCUCCUUCACGCUUUCUACGGUCUAGGAGCUACCAUCUCACCCUUGGUAUCGACAGAGUUUGUCAAGCGUUUCCAGAGUCAGGUCUACCUAUACUUCUGGGUCUCACUGGGCAUGGCAGCGUUGACGGUCACCUCGCUGGUGCUAGUCUUCCGCUUAAGAACAGAAGACCAGGUCGUCGGAAGGCGGAAAGAUCCCUUGGCAGUCGGCACAGAAACGGUCGCUCAGUCCGGUGGUACUUCCGCGGAGAUCGAGUCUGAUGUCGAGCUCAAAGCGAGACCCACGGGUGAUGUCUCGGCCCACCUCCCCACGCCCGACUCCACCUCUGCUAAGGAAUCCAAACAGAGAGGUGGCAGUAGUGGCAAGAUGAAGCGGAUCAUGACGACACCUGCUGUCCAUUACAUGGCAUUUUACAUCUGUAUCUAUGUUGGGGUGGAGGUCACGUUGGGCGGAUGGAUCACUGAAUUCCUGUUGAGCCAGCGCGGAGGCAACGAUAAUGCCGGAUACGUUACCACGGGCUACUUUGCUGGCUUGACCCUGGGUCGAGUCAUCUUGAUACCCGUUACUGGAUGGAUAGGCAAGCACAACGCCAUUUAUGUCUAUACCAUCCUCGCCAUCGCCCUAGAGAUCAUGGUCUGGACGAUUCCAAAUCUCGUAGCCAAUGGCGUGUUCUUCUCCCUCAUCGGUGUAGUCCUCGGACCAAUGUACCCCGUCGUCAUGAUGGUCGUCAUUGAGGUUUUGCCAGGCGAGCUUCAAGCUGGUAGUAUAGGUUGGAUCGCAUCGUUAGGUCAAGCGGGCAGCGCCAUGAUGCCAUUCAUCACGGGAGGUAUAGCCAACAAGUGCCGAUCUCGUAAAGCAAAGUGCGGCUCUUUACCCCCUGGAGCCUGUGACAAUUGUGCUAAACGCGGUUGGGAAUGUAUCUGGCCAGAAGAAGAUGGGAGGACAGCACGUUUCAGACCAGGGUAUAUCAAACGAAAUGACUCGUUACCGUCCGCUAGGAAUUCUAUGGAUGGUCCACCUGGGACUGCGGAGACGACAACCGCGCCGCCUAGGUCAACAGGUUUCAAUGAAGCGGGACCUUCAAGGUCGUCUUUGGGCCAAGCUGAGACAUCUCUCAUGACGGAUUGGAAUCGGUCCACCCAUAUGCGCGCCACGUCUCCGGGCAUUGCCCCCCCUCCGACCACGAGCACGAGCCACGAUCAUGCUCUCACUCGCGUGCCUUCUGGCCCUACCCCUGCUCCCCCUCCCCCUCCUCCUCCUCCUAUCAGUGCCAUUCCUCCCCACUUUCAACAUCAGCCCAUCGACCUCGAUCAAUUCGAUCAACAGUGGCGUGAUUGGAUCGUCCCUACACCGGGCCAAUCGCCUCGGAAAGAUUUACCUUCAUUAGGUCUCUCAUUAUCCGAUACCGAUGCUUUCCUUCAAAGUUUACUCCAAGCCGAGAGGAGUGAUCUUCACGUCCAGGUCAUGAUUGAUGGAUUGGCGGAAUCGUCUCGUGGAGUCGAGGUGGCAAGAAAGACGGGUGUCAUGCGUAUAAAGUAUAGGAGACCACAUGGACGGACAGCCUUCGUACCAGGCACGCUCGCGAUACCUAUCAAAGUGGUUUUACAGCCAAAUCAGAAUAUUCAAUCCCCAGCCACUACUUCAAGUUACAGUGGUUCAAGUCAAUUCGACCCGGACUUGCUCAAAAAUCUUGUAUCGACAUUCGCCAGUCAUUUGGGGACCCAGUACCCUUGUAUAGAUUGUCAUGAGCUGACAUUGGCCAUCGAUCGGGAUCCAGCUCCAAGCUUCCUCUUAUGCUGCGUAGCAGCGAUGGCCGCGAGAUUCUCGGAUGACCCUCGCUUGUCACUGUUCAAUACCAAAGCCAUCUCGAAUGGCGAUGUCUACUUUGACCGUGCCACGUCGAUGAUCGGUAGCGUUAUGAAAAUCCCAUUGAGAGAAACCGUCAUUGGGUUCGUGCUCUUGGCUAGCUGUGCCGACUCCGUGAGUGGACAGUGGAUGCUCGCUGGAGAUGCUACGAGAAUGGCGAUAGACUUGGGUCUACAUUUGAAUGAUCCAGACAACGAAGACACCGAGACUGUCCGACUUAAUCGUCUCUGCUUUUGGUCUGUCCUCCUUCUCGACUACACCGUGUCCAUCGGCGUCGGUCGAUCUACGUCUAUCCGACCGAAAUCCAUCACUCAACAACUCCCUACGCAUGCCGAUGUCGGUCAAUCUCCACUGACUCACGUCUUUCACAUGUUCAAGGCUUUCGGUCCGCUCAUCAACAUGCUCAAUUCGGAGGAACUCAAACUUCGCGAACCAGAAUUCAUGGACAGGCUGAGGGUGGAAAGAGCGUCCAUCUUGAGAUUAUAUCAGGAUCUACCGCCAGACAUGCAAUGGACGGGUGAAAACCUUCGAUACCACCAUCGGAUGGGUAACGGUGCCAUGUUCUUCCAUCUCCAUACUUGGAUCUACGUGAUUCUCUGUAGUAGUUCCAUGGCCUCUGCCGAAAUGACGGGUCCAGCCCAACUCGACAAGCUCAGUAUCUCCGGAGCCAAGUUGAUCGUCGACUAUCUCACCUUCUGCGAUUUGAUCGAUCCAGCUAUAUACUAUGUUCAACCAUUUCUUGGUCAACCGCUCUUCACAGCAGGCACCGUCAUCAUGGCAGAGCUCAAUCGAUCCAAAGAAGGACCUUUGGACCAAGAUGGCAGUACGAUGCUCGAGGCCAUUGCGCACGCUCAAAUCGAUACGAUCAAACGGGCCAUUAUCAAAUUGUCUGAAUUUUGGCGAGGAGCAAGACUCGUCGAGACGGCCAUGGAGGAGUGUAUCCGGGGUGGAACAGAACGUGACAAGAUAUGGGUGGAGAAUGAUUCCUACGCUGUAGAGGUGUAUGACUGGAGUUUACCGAAUCGGUAUAGGUCAGAUGGCGCGCAGGUCAAUUGA
Kockovaella imperatae is the source of this 3513-nucleotide messenger RNA. RefSeq names its product major facilitator superfamily domain-containing protein. Gene Ontology annotation, cellular component: membrane. Gene Ontology annotation, biological process: DNA-templated transcription; regulation of DNA-templated transcription; transmembrane transport. Lineage: Eukaryota; Fungi; Basidiomycota; Tremellomycetes; Tremellales; Cuniculitremaceae. The record is from RefSeq and is a predicted model, not a curated record. The transcript has 12 exons. Gene Ontology annotation, molecular function: DNA-binding transcription factor activity, RNA polymerase II-specific; zinc ion binding; transmembrane transporter activity. Bases 1 to 3513 code for a protein of 1170 amino acids.